AUGGAUCAAUACAGUGGUGAGCAAGAAGUUAAUAAUAGUUCUGUGCAUCCAAAGGUACAUGUGCUGUCCCCCUCUCUGGCUCUUCCACCCAAACCGGAAGAACCACGAGCGGAAGACUGUUGUGGGCAAGGUUGUCAACCUUGCAUAUUUGACAUUUAUCAGCAACAAAUGAGGGCCUGGGAAGCAGAAUGCAGAAGACUGGAAGCUACAAAAUACAACACUGAUAAAGCUGAAAUCAUUUCUCCAUUGCGGUGGUCUCCAUUUCGUUGUGUUUCUGUAGAACAUGAGGCAGUCAGUGUUAAUGUGUACUGCUUUGAAUCAACAGAAUGCGACAGGAUUAUAAAUUUUUCUCCAUGGCAAUACUUGGUAGCUCAAAGUAACUUAAAUGUUUCCAUAUCCAGAGCUUACACCCCUCUCCCUGGCAAAACUGAAAGUCAAUUCAGUGUUAUUGUGAAACUCUAUGAGGGUGGCCUGAUGUCAGAGUUUUGGAAAACGGUUUAUUGUGAUGAAGUGGUGCUAUGGAAAGGACCAUAUGAGACUGGCUUCCACUAUAAUCCCAAUAGCUACAGCCAUAUAGUGAUGUUUUGUGCUGGAACAGGGCUAGCACCAUGUUUCGCAUUGGCUCAUUAUGUUACAUCCAAUGAAUUAGAUGAGACUUUUGUUAGGAUUAUUUUUUCGUGCAGGACUAGAAAUAACAUUUUGCUCAGACAACCCCUUCGAAAGCUCAGAGAGAACUGGAAUUUUACCUCAAAAACUGUAUUAACACAAGAUGAUGAUACAGGUUUGGAGAAAUGGUAUGGCGAGGAUCUUUCAUCGGGAAGGAUCACUUCAGAAGUUGUUUCCAGUGAACUUGCAGGGAAGAGUUCUGUUUUUGUUAUGAUUUGUGGUACACAGUCAUUCAACAAAGAUAUUUGUGGUUAUGUAAGGAAAUGUGGUGUGAGAGAAAAAGACACCUUGGUUCUAUGAUUUAAGUGUUCAGCUAUUGUGUGAACAAAGUGAUGAAUAACAUUAGAGUUGGAUUAGUGAGAGAGGUUUUACAGGGUGUGAUAUUUAAAAAGAAAAAUACUCAUAUCAUGCAACUUUUUAACACAUUGUGAACCAUAAAUAUUAGUGUGAUUGGUGAUGUUUACUCUCUGUUCUUUGUGAUUUUAUUUGCUCUGUUUGUUCGAAAGUAAAUUUGUACUGAAAAACAAGGUAGUAACAUAUGUGAAACAUGUGCCUAUUAUCAGUGAAGCCUUGUUCGUGGCUUUUGUGUGUGUACAAAGUUUGUCAUUUUAUAUUUACCAUACAUUUAUACAUCGGGUAGAAAAUUUGAGAGAUUGGUUGUAAUUGUUCUUUACGUAAAGUUUAACAUAAAUGUGAAUGAUUGGUUUUGUGGUUAGCUGAAAUUGACCUCGUGUGCUGAAUGCUGUAUAUUGUAAAGUGCAAGAUUGCUUUGGCAACAUAAGUAUUUUGAUCAUAUUCAGAUUAAAAAAUAUUACAAAAUUAAAUUGCAAGAAAAUAAAUUUUUAAAGGUAAA
Messenger RNA from Schistocerca gregaria, 1519 nucleotides. Its product is annotated as NADH-cytochrome b5 reductase-like. The coding region runs from base 1 to 966 and encodes 321 amino acids. The record is from RefSeq and is a predicted model, not a curated record. Gene Ontology annotation, molecular function: oxidoreductase activity. The transcript has a single exon. NCBI's taxonomy places the organism in Eukaryota, Metazoa, Arthropoda, Insecta, Orthoptera, Acrididae.